Messenger RNA from Chlamydomonas reinhardtii, 1954 nucleotides. RefSeq lists its product as uncharacterized. The transcript is spliced from 4 exons. The record is from RefSeq and is a predicted model, not a curated record. NCBI's taxonomy places the organism in Eukaryota, Viridiplantae, Chlorophyta, Chlorophyceae, Chlamydomonadales, Chlamydomonadaceae. The coding region runs from base 222 to 1058 and encodes 278 amino acids.
CAUAAAUUAUCUAUAGAUACAACUGGACACAAUCGUCGUUGUUCGAAGCGACGACCCCGCGUGUUACAUCAUCUACUGCUUUGGAGUACACGCCAGGGGAAACAUACUAGAGGCAGCAUACUAAAACCCCUAAUCGACAAAGAGUGCUCAAUCCGACCUCUGCGUGCUAGUUCAUCGCAUCACUACCUGCAUCACUACUAACGCAACCGCGCGGCAGAGGAAUGCCGCGAGGUAACCCAAAUGUUUGGAAGAAGCAUGGGCAGAGCUACUCGGAGCUGGCUGGCUCGUCAACGGCUGUGGAGCAGCACCAGCAGCUAGCGCCGCGCAAGCUCCCGCCCGUGUCCCGCGCCGAUGUGGAAGCAGUGAAGGCACUGCCAGCGGCGGGCACACCCGCCAAAGCUAUGCCGCGUGGCGCCGGCACGUUUGUGAUGCAGAACACUUGGAGUAUGGGUUCCCCCUCCCCCGCCCAGCCCUCUGCUACUACCGCCGCCGCCGUCGCCGCCGCCGGCCGCAGCGCCAGUGGGCGGGAAGCCGGGCCAGGCCCGUCCUCGCUGUCAGCGAGUAUGCCGAUAGCAUCAUAUGGCGGCGGCGGUUGUGGCGGUGGUGGCAGUAGCACGGCGCGGUCCGCCGCGACGGAGCAGCGAGCAAACUACAUGCCGCCACCAGCAGGCUACCGGCGAGGGGCGAGCGCCUCCACGCCCACAUCAGAGAUGCCCCGACCCAACUACCCCAACGAUUGGAGCACCUCCAAGCAGCAGGACUACAAGCCCGAUGUCCUGUCACGCCUGGACCCCGCGCGGCCCAUCCGCCACCGCGACAGCGGCCGGCUCCUGCCCCAGGACAUCCCGUCCGGCGAUGCCGCCGCCACUGCCGCCGUCUUCACCACCGCCACACGCGCCGCCUUCACAGGCCCCAGCCGGGCCGAGGCGUCCGCCAUUCCGCCCGGCGGCGGCACGCGCACACAGCCGGCGGGGUACAACAUCAUCACGGGGGCGGUGCCGUACGCAAAUAAUGUUUUCGAGCAUUGGGAUGGGCGCGACUACCGGCGGCACCGGUGACACACACACACACACACACACACACACACACACACACGCAAGUAGCGGUGGACACGCGUAGCGGGUGGCGCACACAGCGGUCGGUGUGGCGGUGGACGGAUAGAUGCAUACGUGGAAGACUGGUAGACGAGAUAGACAGCUAGGAAGGCGGCCGGCGGAAAAUGAGUUGUAGCACUUGACAGGCAUUCUCAAGCCCAGCAUCCGCCGAGACUCAGCACCCCGGCGGACGAAUGUCAUUGUGUGGUCACAUAGCGGCUGGUUGGUGAUGAAGCAGAGGUAGGAAUCUGGCCGCUUUGGCACUGUUAACGAAGUGCUUCCUAUUUGCGAACGUGGACGCAUAAGACGCCAGUAGAGGCUGUGUAGAGCUGUGUGGCAAGCUUGAUUGGCUAAUGGCGAAUGGCACGCAAUUGGCGAAUGGCAUGCGACAGGCCGCCAGCAGCGGGUUGCUGGUUUGUGGGGUCAGAGGUGCAGCCCGUCAGGGUAGGCUAGUAGCUAAGUAGGCAAGAAAAUAAUGACGACUGCGACGCGGCAUUGCAGCAUUGUUCAGCUCCUUGUGCGAGGUGUGAUUGGAUCUGGGAUGGAAUGAUGUGGGCCGUGGGCGGGAGCGGGAACACACAGGUGCUGGCGGCAUUACGGCAGACGUAAGCGCAGCCACGUCGCAUCGUCACCACUCACCACGGUGUACUGCGCCAAGUACGGCGCGGGCCAUCUCAAGAGAUGAAGAGAGGCAAUGCUGAGAGCCUGAGACGGGCUGCGGUCGGUGAUUCAUAUGUGAACUUGCACUAAGAAGUAGCAAGCCCCGGAUACAGAAGGUGACGUUUGUGAGAGCGACUGAAUUCAUGCGUCUGGCGCGGUGUCGCCGUGUGCUGCUUUGAAUUCUGAACCGGAAUCUGCAG